GGUCGGGCCCUCAGGGAAAGAUGGCCGCAGUUCAGGAGCCUGAGAUAAAAGUGGACAGCGGCGAACCGAAACUGAGCAAGAAUGAACUAAAGAGACGCCUGAAAGCUGAGAAGAAAGUAGCUGAGAAGGAAGCCAAGCAGAAGGAGCUCAGUGAGAAACAGCUAAGCCAGGAUGCUGCUACCACCAGCCACACUACUGACAAUGAUGAGGGUGCCAAGGAGGAGAGUCUGGACCCAAAUCAAUACUACAAGAUUCGCAGUCAAGCCGUCCACCAACUGAAGGUCAGUGGGGAAGACCCAUACCCACACAAGUUCCAUGUGGACAUCUCGCUUACCCACUUCAUUGAGGAGUAUAGUCACCUGCAGCCUGGUGACCACCUGACUGAUAUCACCUUAACAGUGGCAGGUAGGAUCCAUGCCAAAAGAGCUUCUGGGGGAAAGCUCAUCUUCUAUGACCUUCGAGGAGAGGGUGUCAAGUUGCAAGUCAUGGCCAAUUGCAGGAAUUAUAAAUCAGAAGAAGAAUUUAUUAAAAUCAAUAAUAAGCUGCAUAGGGGAGACAUAAUUGGAGUUCGGGGGAAUCCUGGGAAAACCAAGAAGGGUGAGCUGAGCAUCAUUCCCUAUGAGAUCACGUUACUGUCUCCUUGCUUGCACAUGCUACCUCAUCUUCACUUUGGCCUCAAAGACAAGGAAACACGAUAUCGUCAGAGAUACCUGGACUUGAUCCUGAAUGACUUUGUGAGGCAGAAAUUUAUCAUCCGUUCUAAGAUUAUCACAUAUAUAAGAAGUUUCUUGGAUGAGUUGGGAUUCUUAGAGAUUGAAACUCCCAUGAUGAACAUUAUACCAGGGGGAGCUGUGGCCAAGCCUUUCAUCACCUACCACAAUGAGCUGGACAUGAACUUGUAUAUGAGAAUUGCUCCAGAACUCUACCAUAAGAUGCUGGUUGUUGGAGGCAUUGACCGGGUAUAUGAGAUUGGACGCCAGUUCCGGAAUGAAGGAAUUGAUUUAACUCACAAUCCUGAGUUCACUACCUGUGAGUUCUACAUGGCCUACGCAGACUAUCACGAUCUCAUGGAAAUCACAGAGAAGAUGAUUUCAGGAAUGGUAAAGCACAUUACAGGCAGUUACAAGGUCACCUACCAUCCAGAUGGCCCAGAGGGCCAAGCCUACGAGAUUGACUUCACCCCACCAUUCCGGAGAAUCAACAUGGUAGAAGAACUCGAGAAAGCUCUGGGGGUGAAACUGCCAGAAACUAAUCUCUUCGAAACUGAGGAAACUCGCAAAAUUCUUGAUGAUAUCUGUGUGGCAAAGGCUGUUGAAUGCACUCCACCUCGGACCACAGCCAGGCUUCUUGAUAAGCUUGUCGGAGAGUUCCUGGAAGUGACUUGCAUUGAUCCUACAUUCAUCUGUGAUCACCCGCAGAUAAUGAGCCCUUUGGCCAAGUGGCAUCGCUCCAAAGAGGGUCUAACGGAGCGCUUUGAGCUGUUUGUCAUGAAGAAGGAAAUCUGCAAUGCCUACACUGAGCUGAAUGACCCCAUGCGGCAGCGGCAACUUUUUGAAGAACAAGCCAAGAACAAGAGCUGUAUGUUUCUUAGAUGUUUUAUGUGGCUUGGGGAUGAGAGGCAGAUAAACAAAAAUGAAGAUAGAAGCCCCCAGAAGCUGCAGCUUGCACUCUUACUGCCACUGAUGGGUGCUAUCAAGAAAUUGGAGAAAGACUUCGAAAUUGUAGAAUCUCUGGAAAUGAGCUUCACUGGAGUUGCAGAGCCCCAGGCAAUGGAGGUGUUUUUAUCUCACAGAGAAACUUGGAUGUGUUCUGAGGCCAAGGCUGCUGGUGAUGAUGAGGCCAUGUACAUAGAUGAAAACUUCUGUACCGCUCUGGAAUACGGGCUGCCCCCAACAGCUGGCUGGGGCAUGGGCAUUGACCGUGUUACUAUGUUCCUCACAGACUCCAAUAACAUCAAGGAAGUACUUCUGUUUCCUGCCAUGAAACCUGAAGACAAGAAGGAGAAUGUAGCAACCACUGAUACAUUGGAAAGCACAACAGUUGGCACAUCAGUCUAGAAAAUAAUAAUUCCAAGUUAAGUAACUCUGGCAUCUUUGUAUCUCUGCAAAAGGUCAAGAUUUGCAAGGGAAUUCAUAUCUGCUGCAAUCCAUUUGAUAAUCACAGUUCAGUUCGGCCACCAGAAAAGAGAAGAAAAAUUGACAAUUUCUUUUUACUCAUUGUUGCCAAAUAAACCGUUUAUCUCUAAAAAAA
This is a messenger RNA of Choloepus didactylus (southern two-toed sloth), 2250 nucleotides long. Its product is annotated as lysine--tRNA ligase-like. Gene Ontology annotation, biological process: positive regulation of macrophage activation; lysyl-tRNA aminoacylation; basophil activation involved in immune response. The record is from RefSeq and is a predicted model, not a curated record. Bases 21 to 2057 code for a protein of 678 amino acids. Gene Ontology annotation, cellular component: aminoacyl-tRNA synthetase multienzyme complex; cytosol; nucleus. The transcript has 2 exons. Lineage: Eukaryota; Metazoa; Chordata; Mammalia; Pilosa; Megalonychidae. Gene Ontology annotation, molecular function: ATP binding; lysine-tRNA ligase activity; tRNA binding.